GUGCGCGCCCCCGGGAGGAGGUGUCAGGGCUGGAGUCCAGCAGCUGAACGAGCAGCGCGCACACGCCCCUCCAGGGAUUGCUGCUGCUGCUGCUGCUGCUGUCUGGGCUUCUCUCUCCCGGACCUGGCAAGUCCUAAUUAGAAGAAGGAGAGAAGCAUAUAAAGGGGGAGCCGGCUGCGAGCAGGGACCAGUCACCGGAGAUCCACGAGGAAACAUGGAUUUUUUACAAUGAGUGGUUUGCAAUAUUAGUUACCUACGUCAUCAAGGUGAAUACUUUGCCACAAUUGAUUGAGUAGUUCACUGGUUACGAGUUUCACGGCACCUGCUCGACCUCUGUAAAGUAAACAUGGCCAAACCAUACGAAUUCAAUUGGCAGAAAGCUGUUCCUUCUUUCAUGCAAGAUGGAGCUCUGUUUGACAGAUAUGAAGAGGAAUCAUUUGUAUUUGAACCAAAUUGCCUUUUUAAAGUAGACGAGUUUGGCUUCUUUCUCACGUGGAAAAGUGAAGGAAAGGAAGGCCAGGUCUUGGAAUGCUCUCUGAUCAACAGUAUACGCACCGGCAUGGUACCAAAGGAUCCAAAAAUACUGUCUGCACUGGAGUCUGUGGGAAAAGCAGAGAAUGAACUAGAAGGCCAGAUAGUAUGCGUCUGCUCCGGGACAGACCUGGUGAACAUCAACUUUACUUACAUGGUAGCAGAGAACAUCGACGUAGCUAAGCAAUGGGUAGAAGGGCUAAAAUCUAUCACGCAUAACUUUAGAGCCAACAACGUCAGUCCAAUGACUUGUCUCAAAAAACACUGGAUGAAACUCACAUUUCUCACAAAUGUAAAUGGGAAAAUCCCAGUGCGAAGUAUUACAAGAACAUUUGCAUCUGGCAAGACAGAAAAAGUCAUCUUUCAAGUUCUUAAAGAAUUAGGUCUUCCGAGCGGAAAGAAUGAUGAAAUUGAACCAUCUGCUUUUACAUUUGAGAAGUUCUAUGAACUUACCCAAAAGAUUUGCCCCAGAACUGACAUCGAAGAGCUGUUUAAAAAAAUCAAUGGAGACAAAUCUGAUUAUUUAACGGUAGACCAAUUAGUGAGCUUUCUAAAUGAAAGUCAAAGAGACCCUCGGCUCAAUGAGAUCUUGUUCCCGUUCUUUGACACAAAGCGGGCCAUGCAGAUCGUAGAGAUGUAUGAACCCGACGAAGAGCUGAAGAAAAGAGGACACAUAUCAAGUGAUGGAUUUUGCAGAUAUCUGAUGUCUGAUGAGAAUGCGCCAGUCUUUUUAGACCGCUUGGAGCUGUACCAGGAGAUGGAGCACCCACUUGCACACUAUUUUAUCAGCUCCUCCCAUAAUACCUACCUUACCGGGAGACAGUUUGGAGGCAGAUCUUCAGUAGAGAUGUACAGACAGGUCCUUUUAGCUGGUUGCAGGUGUGUUGAACUGGACUGCUGGGAUGGGAAAGGGGAAGAUCAGGAGCCUAUCAUAACACACGGGAAGGCUAUGUGUACAGAUAUCCUCUUUAAGGAUGUAAUACAAGCCAUAAAGGAAACAGCGUUUGUAACCUCAGAAUAUCCCGUAAUCCUGUCAUUUGAGAAUCAUUGCAGUAAAUACCAACAGUACAAGAUGUCCAAAUACUGUGAAGAAAUAUUUGGGGAUCUCCUACUGAAGCAGCCCCUGGAAACACAUCCGCUGGAUCCAGGGAGACCGCUACCUUCUCCAAAUGACCUGAAAAGAAAAAUUCUUAUUAAAAACAAGCGUCUGAAGCCAGAAGUGGAAAAAAAACAACUGGAGGCUUUGAAAAGUAUGAUGGAGGCGGGGGAGACAGUGGCACCUGUCAGCAUCCUUGAAGAUGACAUUGAGGAAGAAACUGAAAAUGCUGAUCAGGAGGAGGAGGCCCACCCCGAAUACAAGUUUGGAAGUGAGCUCUCCGCGGACGACCUGAGCCAGAAAGAGGUGGCCGCAAUAAGCGGGAAAAAGGUAGUCGAAGAUCCUGAACAAGAAAACAAUAACAAAAAGGGCGCAAUAACUGCAGAUGAUGAACAAGCUUGGAUGGCGAACUAUAAAUACGUAGGCGCCACUACCAAUAUACAUCCGUUCCUAUCAACAAUGAUCAACUAUGCGCAGCCAGUAAAAUUUCAAGGUUUCAAAUUGGCAGAAGAUCGGAACAUUCAUUUCAACAUGUCGUCCUUUAAUGAAUCGGUGGGGUUGGGUUACUUGAAGACGCAUGCGAUUGAGUUUGUGAACUAUAACAAACGUCAGAUGAGCCGAAUCUACCCCAAGGGUGGGCGAGUGGAUUCCAGUAAUUAUAUGCCUCAAAUUUUCUGGAACGCCGGCUGCCAGAUGGUCUCUCUGAACUAUCAGACCCCAGAUCUAGCAAUGCAGCUGAACCAGGGGAAGUUUGAGUAUAAUGGAUCCUGUGGCUACCUUCUGAAACCAGACUUCAUGAGACGUCCAGACAGAACAUUUGACCCGUUCUCUGAGACUCCAGUAGAUGGAGUGAUUGCUGCCACCUGCUCUGUUCAGGUUAUAUCUGGACAGUUUCUCUCAGACAAAAAAAUUGGGACAUAUGUUGAGGUUGAUAUGUAUGGAUUGCCUACAGACACCAUAAGAAAGGAGUUCCGGACUCGUAUAAUAAUGAACAACGGUCUGAACCCAGUUUACAAUGAGGAGGCUUUUGUAUUUCGAAAGGUUAUCUUACCUGACCUUGCUGUGCUAAGGAUAGGAGUGUACGAUGACAACAAUAAACUGAUAGGCCAGAGAAUAUUACCAUUAGAUGGUCUCCAGGCUGGAUAUCGGCACAUUUCACUUCGGAAUGAAGGCAACAAGCCACUUUCAUUGCCAACCAUCUUCUGCAACAUUGUUCUGAAGACCUAUGUCCCUGAUGGAUUUGGAGAUAUUGUUGAUGCUUUAUCAGAUCCUAAGAAGUUCUUGUCUAUUACCGAGAAAAGGGCAGACCAAAUGAGAGCCAUGGGUAUUGAAACCAGUGAUAUUGCUGAUGUGCCAAAUGACAACACAAAGAACGAUAAAAAAGGGAAAACCAACAAUGCCAAAGCCAAUGUGACACCUCAGACAAGUUCGGAGCUCAGGCCGUCUGCAGCGUCCUCCUCCGGGCAGGCAGCUGAAGUUAAGAAAGCUUUAGAACAGAUUCCUCAAGUAAAAGUUGAAGAUUUGAAACAGAUGAAGGCAUACAUCAAGCAACUUAAGAAGCAGCAGAAAGAGAUAAACACAAUGAAGAAGAAACAUGACAAAGAGCAAAGCGCUGUGCGGAAGGUACACUGCACACAAGCUGACAAAUUAGUGGCACAACUUGAUAAGGAAAAGUUGUCUCUUGAGAAGAACUUAGAAAAAGCAAUCAAGAAGAAAGGAGGAAAUAACUGUGUUGAGAUGAAGAAAGAAACAGAAAAUAAAAUUCAGGUUUUAACUUCAGAUCAUAAAUCCAAGGUGAAAGAAAUUGUGGCUCAACAUACGAAAGAGUGGUCAGACUUGCUUAAUACACAAGCUGCAGAAGUACAAGAUCUCCAAGAUUUACAUUUACGGCAACAAUGCGAUCUCCUCAAAAAGCUGCUGAUCACCGUCCAAGAACAACAGACACAACAGCUGAAGCUCUCCCAUGAUCGAGAGAGCAAGGAGAUGAGGGCCAACCAAGCAAAAAUUUCCAUGGAAAACAGUAAAGCCAUAAGCCAAGAUAAAUCUAUCAAAAAUAAAGCUGAACGUGAAAGGCGAGUGAGGGAACUGAACAGCAGCAACACAAAGAAAUUCCUUGAAGAAAGGAAAAGGCUGGCAAUGAAACAAUCAAAAGAAAUGGACCAGUUGAAGAAAGCCCAGCUGGAGCAUUUAGAACAUCUGGAGAAGCAGAAUGAACAGCUUUUGAAAUCGUGUCAUGCUGUGUCUCACUCACAAGGCAAAGGAAAUCCAGCAGAUGGUCAAACUGGAAACCGAGAUGGGCCGCAGGCCAGCAACAGUUGUGUAAAGCUGCAGAACGCAAACUGAAGUCAAGCAAUUCACUGUCCUUUUGAGAACACUGUAAUAUAUUGACCACAAACACUGAAUAUGAAGUGUGCUCUUAUGUUAUACCCUUAUUGUCUUGGCAGGAUUUGAAGACUGGCAUAUUUCCCUUUAACAUUUUGAGCACUGCACUAUUUAUGAUAAAGAAGUCUAAUUAUACAGUUAUAAAGAGAAUAUUUUUUAUUAAUGUGGAAUCAUAUGUUAAUAGUCUAUCAUUGUUUGAGAGUCUAUCUUGUUUUAUGUUAUUUCAAGGUGAUUUUGUUGUGGUUUUUAUAUUUGGUGUCACCAAUGUAGCAAAUUGAAACAGAAUAAGGUUGACUGCUAGCUAAAACACUGUUACACUAGGAUUUUGUCGGUCGGGUUGGGGGAUUGCACUGUACCUUACAAAUAGUGAGUCUGUUGCCUUGUUUGUUUUUUGUUUUUUAAUUUUUGCCACAUUUUUAUCCUAAUAUUUUUGGAGAAAUAUUAGUCCUUUUAGUCUUAAGAAGCAGACUCUAGAAUAUACCGAUUUUAUAGAAGGAAAAGUUGACUAUGCUGAACGAGCACAAUGCAUUCUAAUCUGUGGACGUCCCCAAACGCUGUUCUGUAAAGCUGUGUUUGGAGACCAUUAACAUUUCAUCUAAAUUGUACAUUUGAAGAUAAAGAGGGAGAGAACAAAGCAGUAAAAGUGACAGAGGGUGUUUGUUGAUUGAAAAUCUGAAUUGCCUGCUGUAUCCAAGUGAUUUUCUUGUUCUAGCGUGGGCAGCAAGAAAAUCAGUCUUUUCUCCAGGGUUUUUUUUUUGUAUUAUUAUUAUUAUUAUUAUUAUUAUCUUCAUACAGUAUGUGACUUAUUUUAACUGUGUUAUGUUUUAUUCUAUAUUAUGACUGGGUGAGAGUGCAAAUGUUUUAUAUGGUUAAUAUUUUGUUGUUAUAUUAAAAGGGGAUUUUGGACAUUUUACAUUGUGGGCCUAUCCUAAGGAUAGGUCAUCAAUGUCUGAUCAGCGGGUUGCCAAAAUAUGGCACUCCAGCUAUUCAUCUAUUCAGUCCUAGCUCUGGCAUAUACACAAUUACACAAAGAAUGGCCGGAAGUAGUUGGCGCCGUUCAUUGUGUAUUAGUGGCGGUUAUUGCGACGCAGCUCUUAUUCCCUUAAGUGGGAGUUGCGCCACCACUACACUAUGAACAAAGCCAUCAGCUUUUGGCCGUUCAUUGGGUAUAUGCUGGAGCAGAUGAUCGGCAGGGGUUCUGGGUGUCAGCAGCAUCCCAAGCAGACAUUGGUGGCCUAUCUAAUGGAUAGGCCAUCAAUGUAAAAUGCCUGAAAAACUCCUUUAAGUUAUGUCAUCAAACCAAUAUAUAUUAAUAUUUAAAGGGGUAGUCUGGACCUAAUACAUCUUUUCCCCUAUCCAAAGGAUAGGGGAUAAGAUGUCUGAUCGUGGGGGUCCCGCUGCUGGGGACCGCCGCAGUCUGUCAUUCAGCACCCACCUUUGCGAGCUCUCCGCAGCGCUGGAGGCUCCAAGUGUGCAGCGU
Molecule: messenger RNA, 5489 nt
Organism: Hyla sarda
Lineage: Eukaryota; Metazoa; Chordata; Amphibia; Anura; Hylidae
Gene: PLCB4
Product: phospholipase C beta 4
Exons: 40
Coding region: 347-3970 (1207 amino acids)
Biological process (GO): lipid metabolic process; phosphatidylinositol-mediated signaling
Molecular function (GO): phosphatidylinositol-4,5-bisphosphate phospholipase C activity; calcium ion binding
Source: RefSeq, a predicted model, not a curated record